AAGGGUAAAAAAAAAAGGCACACUACGAAGUUACAAGGAACGUUAAAAUGUGUCACCACUAAAUUCUUUUUAUGCGGAGCUGUAGAAGAUACGUGUUGGAGGCAAUCAAUCAUACUUUUAACUCAGAUUUGAACUUUACAGCUAUUUAGGUGCCUGUGAGGUCUGCUGGGAACAGAUAAGGAGACUCUAGGAGAACAUUAAAGAUAUCUUUGUAACUCCUGCCACACACAGUCUCACUUCUUCAUCUCCCAUUCAUCUCUCCGCCUGGGUGGACAAAUAAGAAGACAGAUGCAUAAUUGUACGAAUGGUUUAAGACUAUACUAAUGCUCUCUAAAGGUGAUAGCCAUGUUCAUGGAGCCUUCAAAAUCCCCUACAGCCCAAAAACAGGAAAGGUUUGAGGACAAACUUGAGAGGAGACUGGAAUGUCAUGAAAUCCUGCGAAGCCGCUACAACAUCACUUCCUGUCGCCAGGACACUCCCAGCUGGGGAAGAGAACAGGAUAACCAGGGACAGUCCCUACGUCAGCAGGAGUUCUUUAAGAGGAGACAUCUGUGGGCCGAGGGUUUGGAAGGCAGGCGAAUACGGUCUCCCCCAAAAUUCCAAAAAUAUAUUAGAUAUUCUUCAUUGAAGCACAGCACACAUUUACAGUCUAUAAAUACUGAUCAUGGCUUAUCAGAAAACAACAAGCUUUCCAGGAAACAUAAUCACUCUAAGACUUACCCAUUUGACUAUAAAGGUUUGAACCUGGAUACACUAAACAAAGGUUCUCAAUGGGAUUCUGCACACGACCUAAUCAACAGGAAUAAAAUGUCCACGAGAGAAAAAGGAGUUCAGACAAGUCAGAGUUUAACAGGUUUAACAAGUAUCUGUAUAAAAAGAGACUCAAGCCAACAAACAGACUGUGCUACAUCAGUUUUAAAUGGGGAGUUGUUGGAACUUUCUGAAUACCUUGUGGAAGCUCUCCAUAGAGAGAGGAAACUGAAAAAGAAAUUGUGCUCCUUGCAGGAGUUGUUUCGAACACUCUUACAGACAUCUGAAAAGUCAUUCAAGGCUCAAGUUAAUGAAGACAAGCUCAAAUGCAAAGUAGCUGUCCUAGAAAAACAGCUUUUCAUAUAUUCUCAGAAUUUUCCAAAGACAAGUGUGAAAAAAGUCUUGUUAGAGAUGGAGGAAGAGAAGCAGAGGUAUGAAGAAAAGGCCAAAGAGUCUCUCCAGAAAUUAACAGAAGACAAAUUCUCUGCAGAAAAAAAUCUUGAGAAUACUAAGGUGUCACUAGCGGUGACUUCAGGAGAGUGUGACAUAUGGAAGGAGGAAUAUGAGAAGCUGAAAAUGGAUUGGAGUGAACUGACAAACAAACACAGUGAACUAAAGAAUGAGUUGUUUGUACUCCAAAGCAAACUACAGUGGAUAGAAACAAAAGACUUGCAAAUGCAGCAGCUUUACAGUCACCUGCAAAGUUUGGAGAGAGAAAAGACUGAACUGGAAGCACUGAAUGAACAACUGCAAGAGGACAAUGAACAAAAAAAGGAAAGGCUUUAUUCUAUGGAAGUUAGGCUGAGAAAUGCAGAGGUUUUAAAGCUGGAGAUGGAGAUAAAGAUGAAUGAUCUUCAAAAUGAAGGUUUAGCCAUGAAUCUGAUUAAAUCUUCAAUGGUAACUCAUAAUAUAGGGACCUUAAACAUCGAAAGAGCACCAACUCAGCAACUGCAAGAAGACACAGUAAAGCUGCUAACUGAGAAGCUAACUGCAAAGGAGAAAGAGUGUGAAUAUCUACAGACAGAAAUGGACUCGCUGACAGAGGAGUUUCAGUCGUGCCAAAGAAAGUUAAGGCAAUGCAGAGAGGAACUUAGGGGAACUCAUAACCAAAAACCAAAGAGAAAAUGCUCUUUCUGGACCCCACUAUUGGUACUGAUAUUUGCUGUAGUAACAAUGUUCCUUUUCUCAGCAAACAUGGAAUAUUUUAUACAGUGAAGAUAAAGCUACACUUUUAUUUUAACUGACAUUUUUUUUGCUGAUAUAGAAGGUGUUAAAACAGUGUUCGAUGUAUCUUAUCUUAAAGUGUUAUUUGUAUUCCAAAUUAAAGAAAUGCUUCUGACUUUAA
This is a messenger RNA of Xenopus tropicalis (tropical clawed frog), 2095 nucleotides long. The record is from RefSeq and is a predicted model, not a curated record. Lineage: Eukaryota; Metazoa; Chordata; Amphibia; Anura; Pipidae.